Messenger RNA from Rhizoctonia solani, 987 nucleotides. RefSeq names its product G-patch domain protein. The record is from RefSeq and is a predicted model, not a curated record. The transcript is spliced from 4 exons. NCBI's taxonomy places the organism in Eukaryota, Fungi, Basidiomycota, Agaricomycetes, Cantharellales, Ceratobasidiaceae. Gene Ontology annotation, molecular function: nucleic acid binding. Gene Ontology annotation, cellular component: kinetochore. The coding region runs from base 1 to 987 and encodes 328 amino acids.
AUGUCCGACGAAGAAGACGACUAUCUAUCUGACAAGUUUUUGGCAUCUCUGGAAGCUCCCAAGCCAGACGCAUCCAAUGCCAGCUAUGCCGAGCGCCGUCGAAUCGCCCAGCGCGAAUCUGAGCGUAAACGACUGGAGGGUCGUAUCAAGUCACGUCGCGAAAUGGAAGAGGAGGCUCGUCGAGAAGGAUUGAGCCGGAGUCUUUUUGAAAAAGAGAGCGCCACCGAGGGCGAACAGCCUUCCAAUAAGGCCAUGUCGAUGAUGCUUAAAAUGGGAUUCAAGCCUGGUGAAUCGCUUGGUAGAAAGGAGGAACCGGUCAAACCACCGAGUGAUGAUGCAAAGGAUGAAAAAACAGGGGAAAUUUCUUCUGAGCAAAUCAAGUCUGGGCAUCUUACUGAGCCUUUACCUCUUGCCGUCUGGGCAGGCAGGAAAGGUCUAGGAUUGGGUAAACGAGCAAUGUCUCCACCACUCGGUGGCUCGUCCAAAGCUGCAAAAGCGGGUGAUUACGAAGAGCGGAGAGAUGAAGGGCGUCUGCGCGCUGCACUGAGGACUUGUGCCAAUUUAGAUGAAGGCCACGGCGUCAAGUUUAAUGUUCUUCGAUUGAAUCCGUCUGACCCGUCGUCUAUCCCUGAACUCCUUUAUGACUUGCUCACGCGGGCGCCCUCGGGUGCCAUUGAGGACAAUUCCCUGCACGCCAAGCCUGGGUACCAUGUGCCCGUUGGCGAAUCCGAAUUCGACGAAGGCUUAGGACUGGGGACUGACAGAGCUAUUGCUGCCAGGUUAAAAGAACAAAUGAAGGCUGACAGUCUAAGGCCUCUGAAGGAAUCCAACGAAGAUUUUGUUGCAAUGCGAGAUGCUGUGAAGGGCGAUGCUCCCAGAGCACAAGUUGCCGACGACCAAAUAGACUUUGACCAGGAGACCGUGGACGCUGCCAAAGAAUAUAUACAGAAGAAUGCAAGUAUUUCCGUUAGACUCUACUUUAAGUAA